Messenger RNA from Chenopodium quinoa (quinoa), 2395 nucleotides. Its product is annotated as proline-rich receptor-like protein kinase PERK15. The record is from RefSeq and is a predicted model, not a curated record. Gene Ontology annotation, molecular function: protein kinase activity; ATP binding. Gene Ontology annotation, biological process: protein phosphorylation. The coding region runs from base 22 to 2067 and encodes 681 amino acids. The transcript is spliced from 8 exons. Lineage: Eukaryota; Viridiplantae; Streptophyta; Magnoliopsida; Caryophyllales; Amaranthaceae.
GAUAUGUAGUAGUUAGCAACCAUGACAUUUCUUGAAGAAAUGGUAUUCAGAAUUUUCCUAAUGUUUCAACUAUGUUAUCUUGGUUAUUCCGAGCCCCAAUUUGUGAGCUCUUUCUGUAUACAAAAGAGUGGCUCUUAUAGUAAAAAUAGCCUGUAUCAGGAUAAUCUGAGUCUCGUUUUCAGCAAUCUAACUUCUGCUGCAUCAAUUAAAGGCUUCGCUAACUUCACUGCUGAUGAAGGCGUUGACAAAGUAUAUGCUCUCUUCUACUGCAGAGGAGACCUGAACCUGUCAGACUGCAGCAACUGUGUUGAAACUGCGACAUCUAGAAUUGUUUAUGAAUGCCCCAAUAAGAAAGAAGCAAUAGUUUUUUUUGAAGAAUGUACACUUCGUUAUGCCAAUCGCUCUAUCUUCUCCCUAGAGGAGGAAGAUCCAAAUGAUUGGUCUUACAGUGAAGCUAUGGUUUCUGAUAAAGAUCAGUUCAAUGAUGUUCUAACAGCAGCGAUGAGUGGUCCUAUGAAUCAGGCUGCUUAUAAUAGUUCCAAACGAGGUUUUUCUACUGGUGCUACUACAAACUCUUCUGCAAAUCAGACUGUGUAUUGCCUUGCACAAUGUACUCCGGACAUUCUUGGCAGUCCAUGCCACAAAUGCCUCCUUGCAGCACUUGAUAACCUGAUUGAUGAGGGGAGAACUAAGAUGAGUCUUUUUAUGCCAAGUUGUCAGGUUAUGUAUUCUCUUGCUCCUUUCUUCAGUAUUAAACAGGAGCCAAAUUCUUCGCCGAAUGACCCUGGUCUUAAAUCUCCUGCAGAUGCACUCCCCCUUCCUUCCACAGGAAAUAGUAAAACAUACAUAGCUGUAGGAGUCACUGCUGCUUUAGGAUUGUGUAUUAUGCUUUUUGCUCUAUGGUUUUGGUUGUGUAAGAGAAGGGUGACUAUGAAACGCGAAAAAACCCAACAGAUUUCACAUAAUGUGCAGAGCACAUUUACUUAUGAAGAGCUAGCUUUGGCAACAGAUAACUUUUCAAGAGCCAAUGUUCUUGGUCAAGGUGGUUUUGGAUUUGUUUACAAAGGAAUCCUGCCUAAUGGUAUAGAAGUUGCAGUCAAACAGUUGAGAACUGGAAGUGCACAGGGGGAGCGCGAGUUUCAGGCAGAAGUUGAAAUUAUUAGUCUUGUGCAUCAUAGACAUUUGGUUUCGCUUGUUGGAUAUUGUAUUUCUGGAGAUCAGCGAUUGCUUGUGUACGAGUUCAUUCCCAACAAGACCAUGGAAUUCCAUUUACAUGGAGAUGAAAAUCCAUCUAUGAUUUGGCAAACAAGGUUGAAAAUUGCUUUAGGUGCAGCGAAAGGAUUGACAUAUCUUCAUGAGGAAUGUUAUCCAAAAAUCAUUCACCGAGAUAUCAAGGCAGCGAAUAUACUUAUUGAUGACGAGUUUAAUGCUAAGGUUGCAGAUUUUGGACUUGCAAAGUUUUUCUUAGACACAGAUACUCAUGUCUCUACUAGAGUUGUGGGAACUUUUGGUUACCUAGCGCCAGAGUAUGCUGCAAGUGGGAAACUUACUGAAAAAUCAGAUGUAUUUUCCUUUGGAGUUGUGCUUCUGGAAUUGAUUACAGGACGUAGACCUGUUGACAGAUUCCGUCGCUUUCAGGAUGAUGGCAUGGUCGAAUGGGCCAGGCCCUUGCUUAAACAAGCCCUAGAAGGUAGAAUCUUUAAUGACAUCGUUGAUCCAAGAUUAAAAGAAUACAAUCCCUUUGAGAUGGCACAAAUGAUUGCUUGUGCAGCAGCAUGUGUUCGCAUCUCUGCAAGACAACGGCCUCAAAUGAGUCAGGUAUUACAAACUCUUGAAGGGAACUUAUCAGCUGAGGAUCUUCUGAAAGAAAGCACAACAGAUAAUGAUAUGUUCAACAAAAUUUCUGACGACGGCUCUAGUAGCCAGCAUAAGGAGGAUUUACAUAAACUUGGGAAGUUAGCUCUACAAUCAAGUCAUACUCAAAGUACUGAUAAGUUCAGUGCUAGCACCAGCGAGCUCGUAUCUACCUCGAGUACUGAAAACCAACCAGAUACCCUGGAGUUAUAGAAACUGAAUACUAAGAAAUAGGAAUGAUAAAAUUUCUGUUGAAUGAAUGAAUUUACCUUUGGAUUUUAUCAAAAGCGUGCUUAAUUCCGAAGUACUCCAAGACCAAAUUAUUAAACAACGUUUGUUUACGUGUACAUGUAUAGAUGUUAGAGAGUAUAUUGCUAAAAUAUUUUUACUUUCUAAAUUGUAUGACACUAUUUUGUUUUCUUAAUUUCUUUGAAGUUUGAACAUGUGAAAAGUGUGGUAGAAUGAACUACUAUUUCUAUUCAGAGUUCCUAUUUUCUCAAGUUCUUCAUCAACCAUGAUUAAAUAAAAAGUAAUGAGAGGU